GCUACGCACGGCCGCACCAAUCGCAUGUUCGUAUGCACUUGUUGUUCUUCCUCCUUUCACAAUCCAAGCGCACAACAAAAUAUUUUUAAAAAUGUUGGAAAGCAAAUAGUUUAUUGUCUUCAAUUUUUAUUGUAUCACAAAGUAGUGCUUUAUCAAUAAAUUGACAAUUCUUGACCUCACUCGUCUACAAACUCUUAGUAAAUGUAUAAUUGACUUUCAAGGCUAUUGUUUACUACCACUCUACAAAUCAGCUGAUCAGCACGAAUGUGUGUUCCUUGGUAUCGUAGGCAUUAGUCGUUAAAUUAGAAAAACUGCUUUUCUUCCGUUUCUGGCAUAUUUUCAUUGUGACUGUGUGUCAAAAGUGUAGAUUUCAAGGUUAUAAGUCAGUGCUCUCAAGCUAAUUCUAAGAAAUAUCUGAUAAGACGUGCAACUCCUGCAAGUCACUGACACUGUCAGUUUAUAAGUUUGAGAUUUCAGUCAUUCGCGGUGUAAUCCUUUACGCGAGACAUUGUUCUAACAUUCUAGAAUUGAAGAAAGAGAUUUUAUUUGCCUGAAAUCAUGCUGUCGGACAAAUAUAUGUACCGUACUGGAAAUAUCCUUUCGCUGAAUGAGUUGAAAAAGAAGGCUGGGCUUAAUUCCGGGGAUGAAUUGAUCGAAGCAAUAAAAAUAACUCUGGAAGAAAAAAGCAAAGGAGAUGGAGUCAAUAUUAGUAAUGGUGAAGAUAUAAAUCCUGAAAAUGUAGAUAGAAAAGAGAUGAAAAUUACUGUGAAAAUAUUUUUAGCUAAAUCAGAUUCAAAGUCAUUAGAGGAAGCCGUGACGCAAGUUUGUGAAGUUCUGAAAUCUGAUAUAAUUGAGUCUUUGGUAAUAGUUCUUAAUAAAAAUGAAAAUACAGAGGAUAUUCUGCCUUCAUUACAACGCUUUUGGACUGUGCUAGAAGAAUAUUUCAAAAAGGGAAAGCUCAUGAGUAUUGGAGUUAGUGAUAUGGAUACAGAAAAAUUCAUACAACUCUUCAAUUGGGCUAAUGUGAAGCCUAAUAUCAUACAAAUCAACCUUGCAACAUGUUGCGUGGUACCACCUGCUCUUCAAGAAUUCACAAAACAAAAUGAUAUUCAGUUGUUAACUCACAGCGAUCCAGAUCCAAUUUUACCAAAGGAAUCUCUGGCAGAAUUUUUUGGUGAUAAUGCUGAAUUGAAUUGGGUGGCACGUUACCAAGUACACUUAAGGUGUCGAGGAGUUCUUUCUUCUAAGGGCUACUUGAUUCGGGUUGAUAGAUCAACAUGAACAGGAGAAGUGUAGAUUUAUCUAAAUAUUUUACAUUUUAUAUCUGCAAUACAAAUUGUCUUUUGAUAGUUUCAUUGAGGAAUUGAUGCUUGUAGCACUAUUUGUAGGAUUUAUUACGUAAUUGCACCAUCAGAAAAGUGUGUUGCAAUACUCAGGUACUUAGCCUACAUUGUCAACGCUUACUUAAUAAAGCUACAUGUACUUUGUUGAAUUGGAAUCUGAAAUAAGAAAUAGGAAAUCAUUAGUUAAGGAAUAUUUUUUUGUUUCCACAAAUGUUUCAUAUUUUAGAAUUAUUAUACUAACACGUGUAGCUUACGACUCAGGUACAAAUAAGAUGGCGCUUAAAUAUAUUUUACUUGUUUUGUAGUAACAUUUUACACAGAUUAGUGUUGAAUUUUAUAUUGUAUAUAUACAAAACAUCUAAUGAGUAUAAUAAAAUUUAAUUUAAAAUUGAGCGAUUGCUCGAAACCCAGUC
Messenger RNA from Nasonia vitripennis (jewel wasp), 1756 nucleotides. It is a transcript of the gene Gclm, whose product is annotated as glutamate--cysteine ligase regulatory subunit. Gene Ontology annotation, biological process: glutathione biosynthetic process. Lineage: Eukaryota; Metazoa; Arthropoda; Insecta; Hymenoptera; Pteromalidae. Gene Ontology annotation, molecular function: enzyme regulator activity; glutamate-cysteine ligase catalytic subunit binding. Gene Ontology annotation, cellular component: glutamate-cysteine ligase complex. The coding region runs from base 559 to 1281 and encodes 240 amino acids. The transcript is spliced from 6 exons. The record is from RefSeq and is a predicted model, not a curated record.